Messenger RNA from Platichthys flesus (European flounder), 4938 nucleotides. RefSeq names its product leucine rich repeat containing 8 VRAC subunit Da (gene lrrc8da). Bases 314 to 2872 code for a protein of 852 amino acids. The transcript has 2 exons. The record is from RefSeq and is a predicted model, not a curated record. Gene Ontology annotation, molecular function: protein binding. Lineage: Eukaryota; Metazoa; Chordata; Actinopteri; Pleuronectiformes; Pleuronectidae.
GGCUGCGGCCACAACAUAGGUCCGUGCGGCGCCAUAUUGGAUAUUCCUCCUCUUACCGGUUCUCCCCGGACGCCUGCCUGCGCCUGUCGUCCAGCCUCCGGCAGUCUCUGCUCCGCGGGCUCAGGUAUGAGGGAUGGUAGCGACGCAACGCGCAGUCACCGACGAAAGCUCCGCACCGCUUUGUUCCUCAGGGCAGCGGCACCUCGUUACCGGGCGGAGGAAUCCGGUUAGAGACGCACCUGAGGAGCGGAGGUGAGGAAGUGGUAUGCAGUUUGAGGAAGAAAUAAUUGGAUUGUGAUAACUCCAUCGAGACAUGAUGUUCACGCUCACGGAGGUUGCGUCCUUGAAUGACAUUCAGCCGACGUACCGCAUCCUAAAGCCAUGGUGGGACGUCUUCAUGGACUACCUGGGAGUGGUUAUGCUCAUGCUUGCCAUAUUCGCCAUGACUAUGCAGAUCACUAAGGACCAGGUGGCGUGCCUUCCUUGUCUGGAGGACCCAGACGAGACACCAGGAGCUAAACCUGGAUCAUUCCCCCAGCAGCCCGCACAAGUAACCGCCUCAACUGCAUCCACCGGGGCCCCAGUGGCCUCAACCCUUCCCUAUAUUACCAAGGACUUACCGGACGAAGCAGUCCAAGAGAUCCACACCACACAACAACACACUGCGGGGUUGUCAGGGAAUUAUCCUAAUCAACCUCAACCAACUGGAAUCAAGACCAAUCUGGACUAUCAACAGUAUAUCUUCGUCAACCAAAUAUGUUACCACGUUGCCUUGCCCUGGUACUCCAAGUACUUUCCAUACCUCACUCUCAUCCACACUAUUGUUCUCAUGGUCAGUAGCAACUUCUGGUUCAAAUACCCCAAAACAAGCUCGAAGAUCGAACAUUUUGUUUCCAUUCUAGGCAGAUGCUUUGAGUCUCCCUGGACAACCAAGGCUUUGUCUGAAACCGCUUGUGAGGACUCUGAGGAGAACAAGCAGAGGCUGACCGGCACCUCCUCAGUACCAAAACAGGUAUCUUUAGAGGGAAAGGAGGAGAGCGUCACCUCGUCCACUCCCAUGCUUGGGGUGAAGUUUUCCGCAGAUAAGCCCAUAGCGGAGGUCCCUAGUAGUAUGACAAUCCUGGACAAAAAAGAUGGGGAGCAGGCAAAAGCCUUAUUUGAGAAAGUGAGAAAAUUCAGAGCUCACGUGGAAGACAGCGAUUUCAUCUACAAGCUUUAUGUAGCACAGACCAUUGUCAAAACCGUCAAGUUUAUUUUGAUAUUGUCCUACACUUCAACCUUUAUGGCUAAGAUUAAUUUUAAGCACAGAUGUGAGCCUGAGAUCAAACAGCUGACAGGAUACACACACUUCUACUGUACACACAACAUGGCUUUCAUGCUGAACAAGCUGCUGAUCAGCUACAUGGCUUUGAUUUUGAUCUAUGGCAUGGCGUGCUUGUACUCACUCUUCUGGGUGUUUCGGCGACCCCUGAAAGAGUACUCGUUCGAGAAGGUCAGGGAGGAGAGCAGCUUUAGUGACAUUCCUGAUGUCAAGAACGACUUUGCAUUCCUCUUACACAUGGUUGACCAGUAUGACCAACUCUAUUCCAAGCGCUUCGGUGUCUUCUUGUCUGAAGUCAGUGAAAACAAGCUGAGGGAGAUCAGCCUCAAUCACGAGUGGACCUUUGAAAAGUUGAGGCAGCUUGUGAGCCGUAACACACAGGACCAGCAGGAGCUGCACCUUUUCAUGAUCUCCGGACUCCCCAACGCUGUGUUUGACCUCACCGACUUGGAGGUGCUUAAACUGGAGCUGAUUCCUGAAGUGCGGUUCACGGCAAAAGUCUCUCAGAUGACCAGCCUGCAGGAGCUUCAUCUCUGCCACUGUCCCGCCAAAGUAGAGCAGACAGGCUUCGCUUUCCUCCGUGACCAUCUUCGGUGUCUUCACGUCAAGUUCACCGAUGUUGCAGAGAUCCCAGCUUGGGUGUAUCUGUUAAGGAGUUUGAGGGAGCUAAACCUCAUUGGCAACUUAAGCUCCGAUAAUAAUAAAAUGAUCGGUCUUGAGUCCAUGCGAGAUUUGAGGCAUUUAAAGACAUUAUGCCUGAAGAGCAACCUCUCUAAAAUGCCCACAAACAUCACUGAGCUAUCGCCACACUUAAUUAAAUUAGUCGUGCACAACGAUGGUACGAAACUGCUUGUGCUUAAUAGUCUAAAAAAGAUGACAAAUCUGAUUGAGCUGGAGCUGCACAGCUGCGAAAUAGAGAGGAUUCCCCACGCUAUUUUCAGCCUGACCAACUUACAGGAGCUUGACUUGAAAUCUAACAACAUCCGCACCAUUGAAGAGAUCAUCAGCUUCCAGCACAUCAAGAGGCUGACGUGCCUGAAACUAUGGCACAACAAAAUAAUCACCAUUCCAUCCUCCAUCGUGCAGGUCAAGUCCCUGGAGUCUCUCCACCUCUCGCACAAUAAGCUGGAGUCUUUGCCUCCGGCCUUGUUCGUACUACCCAAACUGCGGCACUUGGAUGUCAGCCACAACUCCAUCUCAGUGCUGCCUCCAGAUGUCGGCCUCCUCCACAACCUCCAGCACCUGGCCAUCAACUCCAACAAGCUGGAGGUGCUGCCCAAGCAUCUGUUCAGGUGCACCAAGCUAAAGGUGCUGUGUCUGGGGCAAAACGCGCUCACCGUGCUGCCGGAGACGGUGGGUCAGCUGGUGCAGCUCACCCAGCUGGAGCUCAGAGGGAACUGUCUGGACAGGCUGCCCGCCCUGCUCGGAAACUGCCGCCUGCUGCGGAAAAACGGCCUGGUUGUGGAGGACCACCUCUUUGACACGCUGCCUGUGGAAGUCAAGGAGAGCAUCAGCAGAGAGACCAAUGUGUCCUUCACGAGCGGCUUAUAGCACAGAAACACAGACAGGCCUGCAGCUCUGGGGGUUCUUAACGUAUCAGUGUAACAGGAGGAAAAUACUUUUUAUUAUUGUAACAUCAACCCAAAGUAAUGCAUUUUCUUGAUUGUUUUUAAUGGAUUGUAUCUGCUUAUGUAGAACAAUACUAAUUCCAUUUAUUUGUUGCUGAGUUUGUGUCUAAUUCAGCAGUUUGUUUUUGCCUUUAGCUUUUUCACAACAUUAAUUGAAGAUUUCGCUCCUUUGUAGACCAAUCUGUUGCUCCAGUGACACAGUUUGUAGACGUAUCUUUGGUUAAGGUACUCAGGUAUAAUUGUUACCAUGGGGAACUAUCUUUUGCCUUACCUGCUGCUACACACGCUUAAGGCCAAAUAGAAAUAUUUCAUUUUUAUGGUUGUUUUUUUCCAUAUAACAAUUUCUUUAUGUUUGGGAAGCAGACACAAUGCAUUGUGUCUUUUCUUGGUUUUAUAUGACCUGUGUAGAAUUGAUAUAACCUUUAUUUUCCUUGAUGUCUUAUAGCGAAUUGAAUGAGCAUAGAGUUGUAAACCUCAGGUGGAGACUAAGCACCAGAAAUGAACCUUUACUGAUGUAGAGAUUGUAUGCUAAGGCCUGUAGCACAACAUAAAUAUCACCCUCCCGUCCUCCAUCGGGCAGGUCAAGUCCCUGGAGUCUCUCCACCUCUCCCACAAUAAGCUGGAGUCUUUGCCUCCGGCCUAGUUCUUACUACCCAAAGUGCGGCACUUGGAUGUCAGCCACAACUCCAUCUCGGUGCAACUCCAACAAGCUGGAGGUGCUGCCCAAGACUCUGUUCAGGUGCACCAAGCUAAAGGUGCUGUGUCUGGGGCAAAACGCGCUCACCGUGCUGCCGGAGACGGUGGGUCAGCUGGUGCAGCUCACCCAGCUGGAGCUCAGAGGGAACUGUCUGGACAGGCUGCCCGCCCUGCUCGGAAACUGCCGCCUGCUGCGGAAAAACGGCCUGGUUGUGGAGGACCACCUCUUUGACACACUGCCUGUGGAAGUCAAGGAGAGCAUCAGCAGAGAGACCAACGUGUCCUUCACGAGCGGCUUAUAGCACAGAAACACAGACAGGCCUGCAGCGCUGGGGGUUCUUAACGUAUAAGUGUAACAGGAGGAAAAUACUUAUUAUUAUUAUAACAUCAACCCAAAGUAAUGCAUUUUCUUGAUGUUUUAGUUGGUUGUAUUUGCUUAUGUAAACAAUACUAAUUCCAUUUAUUUGUUGCUGAUUCUUAUUAGGGCUUGGCUAAUGACUUCAAAUAAAUAUCACGAUAUUUCAAACUUUUACCUCAAUUACGAUUAUUUAACCCCCAUUUGGCGAAUUACUCUGCCCCAGUCAACAAAUGAUUCAGCACGGAAUGUAGAGGAACCUGACUGAAUUAACCAACAGGAGUAAACUUACGUUUGUUAGAGGUUAUAAAUGUUGGUUUGUAUACAUUUUCGGUUAAUUACCAAGCCCUAGUAUGUGUCUAAUUCAGCAGUUUGUUUUUGCAUUUAGCUUUUUCAAAGCUUUAAUUGAAAAUAUGAAAUUUUGCUCCUUUAUAGACCAAAACUGUUGCUCCAGUGACACAGUAUAUAGACGUAUCUUUGUUUUAGGUACUCAGGUAUAAUUGUUACCAUGGGGAACAAUCUUUUGCCUUAACUGCUGCUAUUUUGUAAUUUUGAAAGCUUUCACACAUUUAAGGCCAAAUAGAAAUAUUUCAUUUCAUUUUUGUCAAUUUUUAUCCACAUAUUAAUUUCUUCAUGUUGUGGAAGCAGACACACUGCAGUGGUCUUUCUUGAUUUUAUUAAACUUUUGUUGAAUUGAUACAAUCUUUAUUUUCCUCGAUGUUUUAUAGCAAAUAGAAUGAGCUUAGAGUUGUAAACUUCAGGUGGAAACUAAGCAUGAAGCAAUGAACCUUUACUGUUGUAGAGAUUGUAUACUAAGGCCUGUAGUACUCAUUUUGCCCAAUGAGAGCACGGUGAUUUAAAGAUGAGUGACUUUUUUUCUGUGAACAGUUUCUACGACCAAUGUCAGCUGAUUAAAGGGAAAUCUGUUAACCACCUUA